AUGAAUCCACCAAAAAGAAUAAGUCCAUAUGCAAAUGCUCCGAAAAUUUUUGGACUCAAGUUCAAAAUCGCGUCAAGAGUUAUGCUAUAUUUCGAGGCGAUUUUAGGAAAGUUGCUUCUGGUUUUAUCGAUUUGCUCUAUUAUUUAUUCGCCAACUUGGUGUGAGUUUUUGAAGGAGAUUUUUUAGAGUCGAUUACUAGAUCUUCUGAAGAUGUGAGAGUCCCUUAAUUUUUAAAUUCUUCUAGAAAAAAGUUAUGACGUGGAAAAGUUGCCUUGGAAAUACUGUAGUUUUUUUCAGAAAACAUUCCGAUAUUUAAAAUUUUUUAAAAAUUCCGAUUUGGACCACACCUAAGUAUUUCCAAACGUUUAAAAUCGAGAAAUUUUGCCACGUCAUAACUUCUCUAGAAUGUCUAACGUCUAGAAAAAUACAGUAACCCGAAUAUUUUUUUACAGACCCAGUUGCAAUUAAUUUCGCAUUCUUGAUUCUUUUCAUAAUUUCGACAAUAACUUAUAACAAAUGUUUGAGUCAAAAACGAUCGAUUUUGGCGUAUCCAAUGAUUUCAUAUGAAAUUGUCACAAUUUUCUGGCUCUCAAUUUGGUUGUAUGCUUCUUUGAAUGCAAUUGCGACUGGUUAUAUGUUUUCUUUGGAAUGGUUGGGAGGUCCAAAGUAAGUUAGGGUAACUUUGAAAAAUAUGACUAGAACUUUUCUUAAGUUUUUGGGUUUUUUGUAUAGUAAAACUCGAUGGAUUUUUUUCUCUUAAAACUACAACUUGAAUUGAAAAUAUUCCAUAAACUGGAAAAUUAUGGAAAUUUUUUCCCAAGAAAAAUCCCUUGAGGGUUUCCUUUACUUUAUCGUUAUUUAUGAUCUUAUGGCUCCAAUGUUUUUAUUUCAGAACAAGCCGAGUUCCACCUUCCCGAGAUUUCCGUGAUAUAAAUUAUGCGAAUCCCAAUGAAACUUUGCCCGAAACUAUGAAAUCAAUCAAAUAUGGUGCAAUUAUUUCAGCUGUUUGUGCACUUUUGAUUGUUUUGAAAAUGUUGGCAUUUGUUGUCGCUCGAAGAACAUUUUUCCAAAUUCAGAAGAUGCAAAGGGAAAUAGUUGAAGAAGAACAAAAGGCACGUUGUGAUUCGAUUGUUAUCAGAUUUUAAAUUUACUUUUCUAAGAAUCAUAAUUAAUUAACUAGACAUAAUUGAUAUUUUUCAUAAUAAUAAAUAAAGUUUUUCUUAUAGGCCAAUUGGGAGACUGAAAGUGAAAUUUCAAAUAUUGGCGGGUCUUCUCCUUCAUUUCCGGUUGCAUAUAAAAAUCGACCUCCAAAAGAAAGAAUGGCGCCACUUCAGGAAGUUGAAAAAGAGGAAUAUACACCACAACCUUCACCAGCACCAAGAAGAUUUGUUAAGAAACCAAGAGAUAAUAAAUUAUUGGCUAAUGAAAAUCCCUACGAGGAAACAAUGUUUUAG
Caenorhabditis angaria is the source of this 1454-nucleotide messenger RNA. The record is from the annotation of a GenBank genome assembly. NCBI's taxonomy places the organism in Eukaryota, Metazoa, Nematoda, Chromadorea, Rhabditida, Rhabditidae.